AUGGUUUACCGAGCUCUGCAACCGCCUGGUGUCGCCAGCGACCGUUGUCAUGACAAGAUGACAGCGAGCAGCCGUGACUCGGUCUUUCAUACGUCAAGAACCAAACCGCAGAGGCCCAAUGGCUCCAGGCCUCGAGAAAAUCCCAGAAAUCUAGGCCCGGAAGAGACCUUUCAUUUGACUAUGGCAAUACUUCGAAUCAACAAUCGCGCUGGCGGUGGAGUAGCUACUCUUCGCGUACAAUACCAAAGCUUUCCUCAUCCAAACCUCGAGCUCUGUGCCUGA
This is a messenger RNA of Glarea lozoyensis ATCC 20868, 282 nucleotides long. RefSeq lists its product as uncharacterized. Lineage: Eukaryota; Fungi; Ascomycota; Leotiomycetes; Helotiales; Helotiaceae. The transcript has a single exon. The record is from RefSeq and is a predicted model, not a curated record. The coding region runs from base 1 to 282 and encodes 93 amino acids.